UUGAAAUGUGGCAUUACUGUUUACUUCGACGCUUCUGCAUUCGUUCCCAAUGUGUCUGAAGAAAUUUUUGAAUCUUCUCUGAAGAAUAACUCGUAAAUGUGUUGUUUUAAAAAUUUGCUACAAUAAUAUAGUGAAGUUUAUGAUAAAUAUAAUGGCCGUAGUAAAAUUGAACGCAUCUACUUCACCUUCGAUUGAAUUAAGUUCGUACAGAGAUCAACAUUUUAAGGGAUCUAGAGCAGAGCAAGAUAGACUUCUUAGAAGUUCCUCUACUUUAUAUGUUGGUAACCUCUCUUUUUAUACUACAGAAGAACAAAUAUAUGAAUUAUUUUCCAAAUGUGGAGAUAUUAGACGUAUCAUUAUGGGCUUAGAUAAAUAUAAGAAAACUCCAUGUGGUUUUUGUUUCGUCGAGUAUUAUCAAAGACCAGACGCAGAAAACUGUAUGCGAUAUAUUAAUGGUACACGUCUUGACGAUAGAAUUAUUCGAACAGAUUGGGACGCAGGAUUUAUAGAAGGCAGACAAUAUGGACGUGGAAAGACAGGAGGACAAGUAAGAGACGAAUAUAGAUCUGAUUUUGAUAGCGGAAGAGGAGGUUAUGGUAAGAUAAUUCAACAAAAAGUAACACCACUCUCAGAUGGCAAUUUUGGACGGUGAAAUAAAAAUAAUCGGCAUUAUUCUAAGCUGUAUUUAUCUUUGUUCACAAUUAAGUCCGAAAUACAUAUUCAUGUAUUUAUAAAUAUUUA
Messenger RNA from Vespula pensylvanica (western yellowjacket), 741 nucleotides. It is a transcript of the gene Cbp20, whose product is annotated as nuclear cap-binding protein subunit 2. Gene Ontology annotation, cellular component: nuclear cap binding complex. The transcript has 3 exons. Bases 140 to 652 code for a protein of 170 amino acids. NCBI's taxonomy places the organism in Eukaryota, Metazoa, Arthropoda, Insecta, Hymenoptera, Vespidae. Gene Ontology annotation, biological process: mRNA cis splicing, via spliceosome. Gene Ontology annotation, molecular function: RNA cap binding. The record is from RefSeq and is a predicted model, not a curated record.